AUGCGGGUCACGCUAUGGGAAGCGCAUCGGGAUCGGGAGAACGACGCCGAACCACCGAGUUCCACUGAAAGCAAUGGAGCUUAUCAGUUUCCUCAAACUCACGAUCUCCAGGACACCUUCCACUUCUCUCCUAACACUUCGCCUCAAUUGGUAAUGAGUGCGAGCAGCGCGAAAGCUUUCGCCAUUGUGCCAUUAACAGUUCAUUCAAAAACUCUGCCACCAAUUGUCAACGCCGAACAGGGCACCAGCAGAGGAGAUCGGGCCUCCUCAGCUGGUACGGUGGAGGGCAGAAUGGGCCCAGUUCGAGUGAUGAAUCAGGGCCAGGUCGUGAAUCUUGUACAGGUCCGUACACGUGCAAUGAGCACGACUGGCGUUCGUGCAGCUACACUUCGCAAGACCUCAGAUCGACCUCCAAGUCAACCUACACCGAUCGAAGCUACCCCAUCGCCCAGUACCACUGAUGUUGUCUGA
Molecule: messenger RNA, 471 nt
Organism: Cooperia oncophora
Lineage: Eukaryota; Metazoa; Nematoda; Chromadorea; Rhabditida; Trichostrongylidae
Source: the annotation of a GenBank genome assembly